CAGACGGCCAUUUGUGGCGGCGCUGGAGGCUGCGUUCGGCAGGCGCUGCGGAGACGCGUAGAGGAGCGCGCCCCCCGGCCGCUGCCGCCCCUGGCCCGUGCCGUCACCCUAAUUCUCCGCGCCUCGGGCGGUACCCAGCCAGCCCCCAGCGCCGCGCUACCGCACUGACCGGCCCUCCCGACGCCUCCCGGUACCCGGGACCCCAGCCCGGCCGCUCGCCCGCAGCCCGCCGGCCGCACACGUCCCCGGAGCCGGGCCUAGGGCGGGCGGCAGCGGCGGCUCGGCGCAGUCAGGCUGGGCUCUGCGGCGUCCCCAUGGCCGCGGCCGGCUGGCGGGACGGCUCCGGCCAGGAGAAGUACCGGCUCGUGGUGGUCGGCGGGGGCGGCGUGGGCAAGUCGGCGCUCACCAUCCAGUUCAUCCAGUCCUAUUUUGUAACAGAUUAUGAUCCAACCAUUGAAGAUUCUUACACAAAGCAGUGUGUGAUAGAUGACAGAGCAGCCCGGCUAGAUAUUUUGGAUACAGCAGGACAAGAAGAGUUUGGAGCCAUGAGAGAACAGUAUAUGAGGACUGGCGAGGGCUUCCUGUUGGUCUUUUCAGUCACAGAUAGAGGCAGUUUUGAAGAAAUCUAUAAGUUUCAAAGACAGAUUCUCAGAGUAAAGGAUCGUGAUGAGUUCCCAAUGAUUUUAAUUGGUAAUAAAGCAGAUCUGGAUCAUCAAAGACAGGUAACACAGGAAGAAGGACAGCAGUUAGCACGGCAACUUAAGGUAACAUACAUGGAGGCAUCAGCAAAGAUUAGGAUGAAUGUAGAUCAAGCUUUCCAUGAACUUGUCCGGGUUAUCAGGAAAUUUCAAGAGCAGGAAUGUCCUCCUUCACCAGAACCAACACGGAAAGAAAAAGACAAGAAAGGCUGCCAUUGUGUCAUUUUCUAGAAUCCCUUCAGUUUUAGCUACCAACUGCCAGGAAAAGCCCCCAUCUUCUCUUCCUCUCCUCAGUUUACAUCUUGUUGGUACCUUUCUAGCCUUAGACAGAUGAACACCAUGUUAGCCUUAGACCAAGAAGCUGGCUAGUCCUUUCCGUGAAGCUAAUAACAGUGGUCAUUACCAGACAAAUUUAAAGGAAACACUAAGGCUGCUUCAAAGAUUAUCUGAUUCCUUUAAAAUAUAUGUCUAUAUACACAGACAUGCUCUUUUUUUAAGUGCUUACAUUUUAAUAGAGAUGAAUCAGUUUUGGAAUCUAAGCUGUUUGCCAAGCUGAAGCUACAGGUUGUGAAAUAAUUUUUAACUUUUGGAAUCAUACUGCCUACUGUUACUCUAAAUAGAAAUAUAGGGAUUUUUUUUUAAUGUGAAUUUUUGCCUAUCUUUAAACAUUUCAAUGUCAGCCUUUGUUAACCUUAAAUACACUGAAUUGAAUCUACAAAAGUGAACCAUCUCAGACCUUUACUGAUACUACAACUUUUGUUUUCUGGUGGCCAAAAUACCAAAUGCCUAUUGUAUUUAUGGAUUAAAAACUGCUCAUAAAAGCCUGUGUUAUUACUCCUACUCUUGAAGAUGAUAAUAUUCUACGUGGUCAAAUAUUUGGACUCAUUUAGGACUUAGACAUUUCAGUGUACUUGAUUUUUUAAUUUAACUCUUUUUCACAGCCACGCUAAGGGUAAAAAGGAAUAAUUUCUGUCUGUCUUCCUUUUGAAGUAUUUCUGGAUAAGGGAUUCGAAAAACUAAAACUUUUUGUUUGAUGUAAUAUAAAAUAUGGAAUUGAUCUUUCCGGGGUCAGAGAUGAUUAAUGUUUUUGCUAUAUACUUUUAUACAUUAUUUUCUUAUCAAACUAGUUAACAAGUAUUUUUAUAUGUUUGUAAGCAGAUAUGCUUUCAUAGCAUACCUUGUGUAUAUGUAAAGAUAAGUAUUUAAUUCUCACUGUUCACUUUUAACUGACAAAGAAAAACAAGUGGAAACUACAGAAACUGUGGUAGAACUUUUACUUGCUGGUCUGGUCUUAGUUGUACCCAUCUUUGGCCAGUCACACAUCUACUCAAGAAACCUUCCCAAUAGAGUACAACAGGAUGAGACUCUGAAAUCACUUUCAGUAUUCCCUGCUAGAUAUUGAUUGUUAUUUCAAAUAUUAAGUGUAAGCUUUUAAUGGAUAAUUAGUAUAACUGUGGAUGGCAUCUGAUUUUGUUUUUAAUUCUGUGGAUUGUGUUUAAGCAAUUCAAUAGUAUGUUCUUGAUUUUGAGAUGCUAAGUGGUAUUGCACAGUUGUCACUUUAUCAAGUGUGUACAACAGUCCCAUGAAGUUUAUAGAGCAUACCCUUGUAUAGCUUCAGGUGCUAGAAUUAAAAUUGAUCUGUUAUCACAA
This is a messenger RNA of Pongo pygmaeus (Bornean orangutan), 2348 nucleotides long. It is a transcript of the gene RRAS2, whose product is annotated as RAS related 2. Lineage: Eukaryota; Metazoa; Chordata; Mammalia; Primates; Hominidae. The coding region runs from base 315 to 929 and encodes 204 amino acids. The transcript has 6 exons. Gene Ontology annotation, biological process: signal transduction. The record is from RefSeq and is a predicted model, not a curated record. Gene Ontology annotation, molecular function: GTP binding; GTPase activity. Gene Ontology annotation, cellular component: membrane.